AAGCAAAACCCUCUACCGAAGCUCAGUGCAACUGGUGAGAGGACCACCAAUGUCUGUUUGUUUCCGAAGCGUCCGCGAUUGAACACGACAAAAAGAAAGGUUAUUGCUCCAUGUCGAGCAGCAAACACAGUGAUGGGUCUCUGCAAAACUAGCAAAAUGGGGUGUACAAUCCUGAUAGAGCGCCCAGGGAAGCGGCAGUGCCCGAACGUUGAAGGCGAACAAUCCAGAGAGAGAGACGAUAAACAGGACAUGAGCAAGAACUUUGUUGUGAAAGAAACACUCUACGGCAGCGUGGCGCAAGAAUUGCGUGACAACGGCACUGAGGAAGAGGAACCUAGUGACGACGAUGAGGAGGAGGGCGAAUCAAGCGACGACGAUGAUGAGGAGGAGGAAACGAACGAGGAUGUUGAUUCAGAAGACACAGACUCUGAGGAUGAUGAAGGGAAGAACAAGUCGGGAAUAAAUGUCGACAUGUUCAAGAAAAGUCUAUAUGGAGAACUUUUAGGAGAAGCGAAGAAGAUAAUAGCACAGGAGGUGAGAAGAGGAUUGUACAGCAAAUCAAGCAAGAGUGAGAAACCUCCUUACAACUUGGGAAAGCGCGGCAGGAACGUACGUGUGUACAACAAAAAAGCUAACUACCACGUGACCAUGAAGAAUGUUGAACUAUUUCUGAAGGAAGAUUGCUGCAAGGCCAACUAUUACAAGAAGUUCACGGCGGUAGAUGUUUUCUACAAGCGCGAAGAAUUUUGGGCGAUGAAACAAAUUGAGCAACUCAACUUCUUUCUCGCAGAGAUGAGGGUUGCGUCAUACUUUUCGGAUGAGGGAGAUUUAGAGGUGUUAAGAGUGACGUUCAACGGGGUAAAGGCUUGCACAAAAGCGUGGGGAAAGCUGUACGGAUGCUCGACUGCACGUGUUGCAAAGAUACGCAAAGAAUUCAGAGAAGGAAUGGUGUUGUACGAGCAUGCAAACAAAGGAUCACUCCGAUUAUCUGCUUCAUCACAGCAACUUCUCGCCUGGUUGCAUAAAUAUUUUCGAUACAAUACAGAAAGUAUGCCAAAUAGCGACCAGCGCAGAGACGUGUACGACUUCUUCAUGCGAGACUGCAAAGAGCUCUACACGAAUAAGACUCUUCCUUCCCGUUCCAGAUUUAUGACCAAUUGGAGGGUUCACUGCCUGAAGGUUCUUAUUCGUGCAUUGAAGAGAGAAGGUCUGGACAUCUUCAAGUCAGAGCUAACAGGACAAGUUCAAGCUUCGUCAAAGCAUGCAAUCAGGUCUUUGGAAGCAAGAUAUCGACUUACUUGUUGGGGUGAGGACGAGAGGCGUGAUAAGGUCGUCAGCAGUGAAGAUCAUGUCCGUAAUCGAAAGGCGGGAGGAUCUUCGAAAUUCAAGGUUGACGAUGAUGUACUUUCCAUCGCCGCCUUGAAAGCCAACGUACAUGCCCUGUCGCAUUACGCUCAACCCCACAACAUUGAAUGGUGGAAUAAGUUCAUAGCAACGCAGGAAACUCUUGACCUUGAGGACACAAACCUCAAAGAGCCUUUCACGUGGCCCUCUGUAACAGCUGAUGUCAGCAGAGCAUGUGAAGAAGUUCCACCAACCGCUAACGGCUGUGACCAACGCUGGGAUGAUAUUUUCCAUCCUGAGAGACUCAUCUCCAUCGGCGCACGAAAGAGCAGACAGUUUCGAGAGGACAGAGACGGAAAGUACGACGAUCUCGAGGUCAACACUUUCAUCGCAUUACGAGCUUGUUCGGGGCAGGAAGAGAGAGGCAAACCUUACCACAUUGACAAGGUUGUCGAGCUGCUAGCAGGUAAAUGAUUCAAAGUUGCUUGGUUUGCACAACGUGAAAAAGGAGAGGGUUACUAUCCUCAGUUCAAGACAAAUGCUCAAGGAAAGA
Molecule: messenger RNA, 1897 nt
Organism: Chara braunii
Lineage: Eukaryota; Viridiplantae; Streptophyta; Charophyceae; Charales; Characeae
Source: the annotation of a GenBank genome assembly